Molecule: messenger RNA, 441 nt
Organism: Ambispora gerdemannii
Lineage: Eukaryota; Fungi; Glomeromycota; Glomeromycetes; Archaeosporales; Ambisporaceae
Source: the annotation of a GenBank genome assembly
AUGGGGAGUGGUAGCAGUGAUAGUGGUGGUUUUUGUAAAAAAUGUCAGAAAAAAGUUUCUAAUAAUCGGGAUAGUAGGAUUGAAUUUAGCGAUGUUUUAAAAUUUGUCGAACAUGUUAAAAAUUGUUCCGAAUAUAAAGAAGCCCAAGAAAAAGUUCAAGCCGAACCAAAUAGGUAUGAAUUAAAAGAAAAAAACGGGUGUUGUUGUAGUCAUAGGGAUAAUUUACUUUCUCCUUGUAAUCGAUGGAAAAGCAAAUAUAUUAAUGAAAAUGGCAAAGAGGUAGAUGAAAAAGGUCAAACUCAUGACCAAGUUUGCCGAUGUUCGAGAAGUCGGGGAGGAAUUGUUCUUCCUUACUCACUUUAUGAUGAGUUUUUAAAGGUUAAAUUAGGUCAAGUUUGCCCAAGAUGUCAGGAAGUCAUUGAUGAGGAGUUAGAAAAUUGA